Messenger RNA from Hemibagrus wyckioides, 3340 nucleotides. It is a transcript of the gene helq, whose product is annotated as helicase, POLQ like. Bases 244 to 3243 code for a protein of 999 amino acids. The transcript has 18 exons. Gene Ontology annotation, molecular function: ATP binding; nucleic acid binding. The record is from RefSeq and is a predicted model, not a curated record. NCBI's taxonomy places the organism in Eukaryota, Metazoa, Chordata, Actinopteri, Siluriformes, Bagridae.
CUUGCCCAAAGCAUCAGUAUAAUGAUAAUGACAGCUUAGCUCGUCGUUGUUGUAGCAGAAAUUUAUCAUAGCUCAUUCAUGGGCUUAGCUAUUACCAUAAAGCAACUUAGUCAUAACUGUCUAUAUUUGUUAUAACAAAAUGGAUUAAAUAUGCAGGCCGCUUCUGUUAUUUAGGUCAUGAAGCGAUGACAGGUCAGAUAGCUAAGUUAGCCUGAAGUUAGCUAGCCAUAUAACGGGAGAGAUAUGAGUAGAGACGCAGAAAUCCAGAGUGAAAUAGUUGUUAAACGCAGCUCAUGGUCCAAAAAGAGACACCGAGAGGGAAUGAAGAGUGAUUUAACUCCGGCUAAGAAGCGGCUCAGUGCAGAGCAAUGCAAACCGACUGAGGAUAGAAAUCUAACACAGAUCAGGGUAGAGGACAGAGUCACAGAGCAGUGCUGCAGUGACAGCGAGGAUCUUUUCGAUGGCUACGACAGCAUCAUCGCUGACACCUCCUUCCUCGCCAAGCUGGAAGAUGUUGAACAGGACCAAGCACCACAAACCACCGAAACCACUGAUGAUUACCUCACAGACUUCACAGACAAUUUCCAUGAUGCAUCACUGAGGGAUUUACCGAGCUCUCAGCUUGCCUUUCAGCAAGGUGUGCAAAAUAAAUCGGACCCAAUUCACACAGGAGGAACAGGGAACACGUCUACUCCUGAUGUGAGAUGCGCGAAGCAGUCUCCAAUCUCCAGUGAUCAGAACAAACCGGCCAGCAAGGCCAGGAGAAGUAUGGCGGACCAGCUGAAGAGGGCCAUGCUGGAAAACGCAACUUCGUCCAACACAGUGUCAAAGACUGUUCUGCAGAAAGAGGCAGCUGUGAGCGAAGAAAUCAGUGCAGCUGUGCAGACCAUCAAGUAUGCUCCCCAAGAAGGAGAUUUGGGUCCUUUCUUUGGGCUUCCAUCCAAAGUUAAGGAUUUAAUCAUGAGACUGAAGAGGAUUAAGGACUUGUAUGAGUGGCAGAAAGCGUGCCUGAAUUUGGACUCGGUUCUCCACAGAAAGAAUCUGAUCUACUCUUUACCUACCAGUGGAGGGAAGACGUUGGUGGCUGAGAUUCUAAUUUUUAAAGAGAUUCUCUGUAGGAAGAAAGACGCACUGCUGAUAUUACCAUAUGUAUCCCUGGUGCAAGAAAAGGUUCGAGGUUUGUCAAGUUUUGGUAUUGAGCUGGACUUCUUGGUAGAGGAGUAUGCUGGGAGUAAAGGAAAAUUCCCUCCUGUGAAAAGACGAAGCAGGAACUCUCUUUACAUCGCCACGAUCGAGAAAGGCCACAGCCUAGUGAAUUCGCUGAUUGAGACAAACCGACUGGACAACAUCGGCUUAGUGGUGGUGGAUGAGCUCCACAUGCUAGGAGACGGCAGCAGAGGAGCGAUUCUCGAGAUGACUCUGGCCAAAGUGCUGUACAUCAGCAAAAGCACACAGAUCAUCGGAAUGAGUGCGACUCUGGGCAAUGUAGCUGAUCUCCUGAGUUUCCUGGGAGCUGAGAACUACACCAAUGACUUCAGACCUGUCCAGCUGAAGGAGUAUGUGAAACUGAGAGACACUAUAUAUGAAGUCGAUCCUAAAGAGGAGCAGUGCUUCCGCUUUUCACGUGUGCUGAAUUUUAAUUACUCCAGCGGGAUGCAGAAGCUAGAUCCGGACCACAUCAUUGCUCUGGUUACUGAAGUGAUCCCUCAACAGUCCUGUUUGAUAUUCUGUGCCACCAAGAAGAACUGUGAAAAUGUAGCUGGUAUGAUUUGCAAGUAUCUGAAUAAAAACUUCCUCAAGCACAGAGAGGAGGAGAAAGCGACUCUGCUCUCUGAGCUGAGGAACAGCGGGAAUGGUGCGUUGUGUCCCGUGCUGCAGAAGACUGUGCCCUUCGGCCUGGCGUACCACCACAGCGGUCUGACCAGUGAUGAGAGGAAGCUGCUGGAGGAGGCGUACUCAUCUGGAGUGCUUUGUCUCCUUACCUGUACCUCCACCCUGGCUGCAGGCAUCAACCUCCCUGCCCGCAGGGUGGUCCUGCGCUCCCCGUACUUGGGUGCAGAAUUCUUAAAGAGGAGUCAGUACAAGCAGAUGGUGGGAAGAGCGGGUCGUGCUGGGAUUGAUUCAUUGGGUGAGAGCAUCGUCAUCCUGCAGGACAGAGACAAAGAGCGGGUCAAACAGCUAGUGUGUGCACCAGUAGAGAACUGUUACAGCAACCUGCUGCAUGAUGGGAGUCACGGUCUUCUGAGUCUCAUACUCUCCCUCAUCGGCCUUGAGAUCACAUGCACUGUGGAGCAGGUCCAGGAGUUCAUGUCCAGGACUUUACUCAGCGUCCAGGAGACUCGGCUUUGUCUGCAGAAGAGUCUUCGUGAGCUUACAACGGAGUCGAUAGAGAUACUGAAUCAGAAGGGGCUAAUCACCAUGGCUUCUCAUGAGCAAUCUGUGCUGCAUAUCACCAAACUUGGAAAAGCAACAUAUAAAGGCUCAGUAGAUAUGAGAUACUCUGACAUCCUCUACAGAGACCUGUCUAAAGGUCUGGAGGGUCUGCUGCUGAACAGUUUUCUUCAUUUGGUGUAUCUGGUCACUCCAUAUGACAUGGUUUCUCAGAUCAAACCAGAUUGGAUGAUCUAUUUCAGCCAGUUAACAAAGCUGUCUGGUGCUGAACAGAAGAUGGCGGCUACUAUCGGAGUGCCCGAGAGCUUCCUCGCUCGGAAAGCAGCUGGGCAGAGUGUGAGGAAGAGUAUAGACCCUGCAGUGGUGAACAGACUGUACCUGGCACUGGUGCUUUAUUCCCUGCUGAACGAGACGAACGUGUGGAACGUCUCAGACAAAUUCCAGCUGACGCGAGGCCUCAUUCAGACCCUCGUCAGUUCCGCCUCAGCCUUCUGCUCCUGCGUUCUGCAUUUCACUGAGGAGCUGGAGGAGUUUUGGGCCUAUAAAGCUCUCCUUACCGAGCUGACCCGCAGACUGACCUACUGCGUACAGGCCGAACUCAUUCCACUGAUGGAGGUCGCCGGAGUCAUGGAGUUCCGAGCCAAGCAGCUUUAUAAUGCUGGGUAUAAAUCUCUGGCACAUCUGGCCAACGCUGACCCGAACGCGCUGGUGAAAACUGUGGAGAAUCUUUAUAAGAGGCAGGCCAAUCAGAUUGUGGCCUCAGCAAAAAUGCUGUUACAAGAAAAGGCAGAAGCUCUGCAGGAGGAAGUCGAUGAACUGCUUAUGUUUCCUCCUGACCUCCCGUCUGCUUAAAUAUUUACUUUUGUGUAAUUCUACUUAACAUGUAUUCUGUUUAUAUUUAUCCGUGAUGGCUAGCCCAUGUGUCUAAAAUAAAAGCGACAUUUAUUUU